CCCAGAAGCCCGCGCGCCGCACGCCACGUGACCGCCAGCGGGCGCGCGCUGGGCCGUUCGGCCCCCAGCAGCGUUCCCCGCUUGCUUCUCUCUUCAGUCCCCGCCUCCGGGCCUCCGCCUUGACGCUGCCCGGGCCGGAGCCGAGGCGAGGAGCCGAGCCGAGGAGCCGGAGCCGGAGCCGUGGAGACGUGGGAAACAUGGAGGCUUGAGGCGGCGUGCGCCACCCCGGCUGCGGCGGUGACCGAGGCUCGUCGUGUCCCCGCUGUUACCCAACCGUCUGUCCGUGCGCUGAAAGCGGAUCUCCCCGCCGGCUGAGGCAGAUUGGAGGCUUUACUCUCACAAGUCGAAUCAUUUUUGGUGGCCCAUUCUUAAGGUCAAGACUCCCAGUGUUGAUUGGAAGCUCUGUGUGUGAGCGGAUUGUGGUUGUUUUGUGGAAAUGAAGGUUUGAGAACAAGUUAUCUACCAGAUUAAAAGAUGGGAUCAAACAGUAGCAGAAUUGGUGAUCUUCCUAAAAAUGAGUACUUGAAAAAGUUAUCAGGCACAGAAUCUGUCUCUGAGAAUGAUCCGUUCUGGAAUCAGCUUCUAUCAUUUUCUUUCCCUGCACCAACAAGCAGUACUGAGUUGAAGCUCCUAGAGGAGGCAACCCUUUCAGUCUGCAGAUCUUUAGUUGAAAAUAAUCCUCGAACAGGAAACCUUGGUGCACUAAUUAAGGUCUUCCUUUCUAGAACCAAAGAACUAAAACUUUCAGCAGAAUGUCAGAACCACAUCUUCAUCUGGCAGACACACAAUGCUUUGUUUAUUAUUUGCUGUUUGCUGAAAGUGUUCAUUUGUGAGAUGUCAGAGGAAGAGUUACAACUUCAUUUUACUUAUGAAGAAAAAUCUCCUGGCAGUUACAGUUCUGACUCAGAAGAUCUUUUGGAAGAAUUGCUCUGCUGUUUGAUGCAGUUAAUCACUGAUAUUCCACUCUUAGAUAUUACAUAUGAAAUAUCAGUAGAAGCUGUGUCAACAAUGGUGGUUUUCCUUUCUUGCCAACUCUUCCACAAGGAAGUUUUGCGACAGAGCAUCAGUCACAAGUAUUUGAUGCGAGGUCGAUGUCUUCCAUACACCAGCAAACUUGUGAAAACCUUACUGUAUAACUUCAUCAGACAGGAAAAGCCGCCUCCUCCAGGAACGCAUGUGUUGCCUCAGCAGUCGGAUGGGGGAGGACUGCUCUAUGGACUGGCAUCAGGAGUAGCAACUGGCCUCUGGACUGUCUUCACACUGGGCGGCGUGGGCAGCAAAGUGGCCGCUGCCUCAGAACUUUCUUCCCCUCUGGCCAACCAGAGUCUUCUGCUCCUGCUGGUGCUGGCCAACCUGACAGAUGCUGCGGAUGCGCCAAACCCCUACAGGCAGGCCAUCAUGUCUUUUAAGAACACACAAGAUAGCAGUCCUUUCCCCUCGUCAAUUCCACAUACUUUCCAGAUUAACUUCAACAGUUUGUACAUGGCCCUGUGUGAACAGCAGACAUCCGACCAAGCUACUCUUCUUUUGUAUACAUUGCUCCAUCAGAACAGCAAUAUUAGAACAUACAUGUUGGCUCGCACAGAUAUGGAAAAUCUUGUUUUACCAAUUCUCGAGAUUCUGUAUCAUGUGGAAGAAAGAAAUUCACACCAUGUGUAUAUGGCCCUUAUAAUAUUGUUGAUCCUUACAGAAGAUGAUGGCUUCAAUAGAUCCAUUCAUGAAGUGAUGUUAAAAAAUAUUACUUGGUAUUCAGAGCGGGUUUUAACUGAAAUUUCACUGGGAAGUCUCCUGAUACUGGUUGUAAUAAGAACCAUUCAGUACAACAUGACAAGGACAAGAGACAAGUACCUUCACACAAACUGUCUGGCGGCUCUAGCGAAUAUGUCUGCACAGUUUCGUUCCCUCCAUCAGUAUGCUGCCCAGAGGAUCGUCAGCUUGUUUUCCUUGCUGUCGAAAAAACACAACAAAGUUCUGGAACAAGCCACACAGUCCUUGAGAGGUUCGCUGAGUUCCAAUGAUGUUCCUCUACCAGAUUAUGCACAAGACCUAAAUGUCAUUGAAGAAGUGAUUCGAAUGAUGUUAGAGAUCAUCAACUCCUGCCUGACAAAUUCUCUUCAUCACAAUCCAAACUUGGUAUAUGCACUUCUUUACAAACGAGAUCUCUUUGAACAAUUUCGAACUCAUCCUUCAUUUCAGGAUAUCAUGCAAAAUAUUGAUCUGGUGAUCACCUUCUUUAGCUCAAGGUUGCUUCAAGCUGGAGCUGAGCUGUCAGUGGAACGAGUCCUGGAAAUCAUCAAGCAAGGGGUUGUCGCGCUGCCCAAGGACAGGCUGAAGGUUGCCCUGUGUCCAGUGGCACACACUCCAUGGAAGCAGCCACGCCUGGGACCUCAGCCCGCUUAGCCACGAGCUCUCAGACCUCAGCAGGCCAACCACAGCCUCAUGUGUGUCUUGAUUGUUAAGCAUUUGAGGAGUCUUAGCCUUUAAAACCCAACUGUUGUCAGCCCCCAGGACAGCUCAGGAACCUUCAGAUAUUGACCCUCUCCGCUGAGACUGCCCCCAGGUGAUGCCUGCCUGAGUGGCAGCCUGCAAGUGCUUGACUUGAGGGCUGUCCCUCAACCCAACUCAUCCAGCCCUUUUCUCCAGGUGGACCCAGCAGAGCCUGGGGGGCAUGCAGAGAAUCCCAAAGUGGAGCCCUUACUGGGGUCAUCUCAUAAAGUCACACCCAGGAGACUCAGAAGAAGCCCAGGGCCCUUCAUUUUCUACAAGGCGAGAGAACCGAGUCCUGCAGAAACGCUGUGACUUGCCCCAUGCGGCUCAGCCUGCCAGUGGCCGAGCAGGAGAGAGCCGACGCCUCCUGACCCCCAGCCCCGGGCCACCUGGGCUCCAGAGCUGGAGAGCAGUCCCAUCCGCUCCCGUGAGGACGCUCAAGCACAGAGGGCUAGUGACUUAGCGGCUGGGAACGCAGAAGAAAUGCUUGAGGUUCUUUAUCAUUACUAGAGAGACGUGAAAACCUCCCGUCCUUGUGGGAUGUAGACAUUUUAAACAAACGCACAGCUGGGUCCCUAUCCACUCUGAGGGGCACGCAGGGGAGAGGUGUAGUUUUGUUUGGCCUCCAGCUCCUCCGCUUCCUAGCUCUGUCCUCUGGCGUCUUAUUUGUCCUUUUGAGCCCUGGUUUUCUUAUCCAUUCGACAUAGUUAAUAAACGUAUGUCACAGGGUUA
Bubalus bubalis (water buffalo) is the source of this 3219-nucleotide messenger RNA. It is a transcript of the gene DYM, whose product is annotated as dymeclin. NCBI's taxonomy places the organism in Eukaryota, Metazoa, Chordata, Mammalia, Artiodactyla, Bovidae. Gene Ontology annotation, biological process: Golgi organization. The record is from RefSeq and is a predicted model, not a curated record. The transcript is spliced from 18 exons. Gene Ontology annotation, cellular component: Golgi apparatus. Bases 475 to 2400 code for a protein of 641 amino acids.